GUCGGUAUAUAAACGAGCAGCGCUUGAACACUUCCUCCGGAAGCAACAGUUGAACACCUUACCAGCAACAGCACCACUCCCAAUUCAUCCAUCGCACAAAGAACCAUGACCUCACACCCCCUCCACGCGAUCCUCGAUCCUCACAAAUCCGCAGCUCUACAACGUUCACCCCCGACACCCGUUAACCUGGACCUCAAGCCUCUUCUCUCUCGAAACCGUCAAGGCCUACCCGUUGUCGCCUUCACCCUCCAAGACAUCCUCAGUCCCAAAGAAUGCGCAGCCCUGAUCACUCGCUCUGAAUCUAUCGGCUACGACGUCGCCCUCGUGAACGUCUCCCAAACUGGGGCCGGAGUCCACAUACCGGGCUACCGUGACGGCCAACGCGUCCUCAUCGAUGAUAUUCCCUUCGCUGCCGAACUCUUUUCCCGCAUCCGACCCUUUAUCCCGGCCACCUACCAAUCCCGCCCGAUCAUCGGAAUGAACGAGCGACUGCGGUUCCUCAAAUAUAAUCCAGGGGAUCAGUUCCAGCAACAUAUGGAUGGCGAGUACCGUCGUGCGGACGGAUCCGGACACGUUACAAAGAUCACGGUGCAGUUCUAUCUGAAUGAGGCCUGCAAGGGCGGGGCGACGACCUUUUUAGAGGAGCGGAUGCUUUGGCGGCAGGAUGGGGACGAGGACGGGAAGAAGCUGGCGGUCGAGCCAAAGACGGGUCAAGUCUUGGUCUUCCAGCAUGAUUUGGUUCAUGAGGGAAGUAGGGUCACGGAGGGAGUCAAGUAUGUCAUCAGGAGUGAUAUCCUGUAUGGGCCACCUAUUCACAAUUUCAAGUAGACUUCAUCUGUCUCCUUUAAGCAGCAAUAGUUCUUCAAUGAGCAGAGCAACAAAUACAUGCACAUUUUUUCUUUUGUU
This is a messenger RNA of Gamsiella multidivaricata, 906 nucleotides long. RefSeq lists its product as uncharacterized. The coding region runs from base 106 to 828 and encodes 240 amino acids. Lineage: Eukaryota; Fungi; Mortierellomycota; Mortierellomycetes; Mortierellales; Mortierellaceae. Gene Ontology annotation, molecular function: procollagen-proline 4-dioxygenase activity; iron ion binding; L-ascorbic acid binding. Gene Ontology annotation, cellular component: endoplasmic reticulum. The record is from RefSeq and is a predicted model, not a curated record. The transcript has a single exon. Gene Ontology annotation, biological process: peptidyl-proline hydroxylation to 4-hydroxy-L-proline.